AUGGAUUCCAGGCCGGACGGGCCCUCCCUGCCACCCGGGGCGACGCCAGCCGGGCCCCGCCGCCGGCGGGCACCGGUCCCGGGCCUCGUGGCCGGCGAGCGGGCCCCGCCGUCGCAGGCCGGGGUGGCCCUGCUGCUCUACUUGCUGGCCGCCCCCCGGCCGGGCCGCCCCGAGCAGCUCUUCCACAGGCGGGACCGCUCGGACCUGGAGGUGGCCGUCCUGCCCCGCGCUCCGCCCAUCAAUGACCUCCCUUCGGCCCAGGAAUUCCUGUCCAAGUACGGGUGGACUCAACGCACCCCCCGGCCGACCCCGGGCCGGGGGUCCGGGCCGGGCGCCGGGCCUACGGGGGAAAUGGCGGGACAAGCCGCCCCCGGGCCGGCCUUCGCCGAGGCCGUGCGUGGCUUCCAGAGGGUCAACGGCCUCCCCGCCACCGGCCUCCUCGACGAGGCCACGGUGGCCGCCAUGAACAGGCCGAGGUGCGGUGUCCCCGACGGGCCGGCCGGCGGGCCUCCUCCGGCCAGGGGCCUCCCCCGGGCCAUCCCCAGGCCACCGAGGCGACGGCGAGGGGCGGAGGCCGGGCCCGCGGCCUUCUCCCGGAGGACGCUGAGGUGGAGGCUGUUGGGCGAAGGCUACAGCGGCCAACUCUCCGUCGACGAGCAGAGGGCCGUCCUGCGCUCGGCCUUCCGCAUGUGGAGCGAGGUGACGCCGCUCAACUUCCAGGAGGAGCUGGGGGCCCGGGCGGCCCCCGUGGACAUCCGGCUGGCCUUCGGGCGAGGCCGUCACCUGGGGUGCCCACGGGCGUUUGACGGGAGCGGGCAGGAGUUCGCGCACGCCUGGCGCCUGGGCGACGUCCACUUCGACGACGACGACCACUUCACGUCCCCCAGCAGCGACCAAGGCCUCAACCUCCUCAAAGUGGCGGUCCACGAAAUCGGCCACGUGCUGGGAUUGCCCCACACCCAACGGCCGGGAUCCAUCAUGCGGCCUAACACCGUCCCGCAGGGCCCGGGCUUUGAGCUGGACGUGGCGGACCGGAAGGCCAUUCAGCGGCUGUACGGUUCCUGCACGGGGCCCUUCGACGCCGUGUUCGACUGGAUCCGCACGGAGAGGAGCCCGUUCGGAGAGCGGCUGGUGCGAUUUAACACCUAUUUCUUCCGCGGCGGCUGGUACUGGCUCUACGAGAACCGGAAAAACCGGACGCGCUACGGAGACCCCAUCCCCGUGGUCACGGGCUGGCGGGGGCUCCCGCCCCGCGACCUCGACGCCUUCGUCCACGUCUGGUCCCGCGGGAGAGACGAGCGCUACUUCUUCAAAGGGAAUCGCUACUGGAGGUACGACGGCGACGGCGACCGGACGUACGCGGAGGACGAACAGGGCCGCGCGUAUCCCAGGCCGAUUUCCGAGCGGUUCCCGGGCAUCCCGACUCCCCUCGACGCCGCCUUCUACGAGCGGAGAAGCCAGUGGAUCUACUUCUUCAAGGGCGCACUGGUGUUCGCCUUCGACGUCCGCAGGAACCAGGCGGUGGGCUCGUACCCCAAGAAGCUGAGCGCGGCCUUCCCCGCGCUGCGGCCGCCCAGCCACCCGGCCAGGCACCUGGACGCGGCCUACCCCUCCUACGGCCACGGCGCCGUCUUCCUCUUCAAGGGCGGCCAGUACUGGCAGGUGGUGGGCGACGGCGACAGGCGGCGGGACCCCACCCUGCCCGUCCACGGACUCUUCCGCGCCCGGCCCGUCUCGGACCGCUGGCCCGACAUCUGCGACGUCCACCCGUCCGCCCCGGGUCGGAAGUAGGCCGGAGGGGGGGCCCGGCUCCCGAA
Tachyglossus aculeatus (Australian echidna) is the source of this 1817-nucleotide messenger RNA. It is a transcript of the gene MMP21, whose product is annotated as matrix metallopeptidase 21. Gene Ontology annotation, cellular component: extracellular matrix. NCBI's taxonomy places the organism in Eukaryota, Metazoa, Chordata, Mammalia, Monotremata, Tachyglossidae. The transcript has 7 exons. The record is from RefSeq and is a predicted model, not a curated record. Gene Ontology annotation, biological process: collagen catabolic process; proteolysis; extracellular matrix organization. Bases 1 to 1791 code for a protein of 596 amino acids. Gene Ontology annotation, molecular function: metalloendopeptidase activity; zinc ion binding.